Molecule: messenger RNA, 1536 nt
Organism: Colletotrichum truncatum
Lineage: Eukaryota; Fungi; Ascomycota; Sordariomycetes; Glomerellales; Glomerellaceae
Molecular function (GO): monooxygenase activity; heme binding; oxidoreductase activity, acting on paired donors, with incorporation or reduction of molecular oxygen
Source: RefSeq, a predicted model, not a curated record
AUGCUUUCAGUAUUGGCAAUCAUUGGGCUUCUAGCCCUUGUGGGCUUUUUAUGGCUUCUGUCUACGGUUAUCAUCCAGGUCCUUUACAAUCUUUUCUUCCAUCCGCUGUCUAGAUAUCCAGGCCCACGAUUAGCAGCCAUUACCCCUUUAGUCCAUGUCUACUAUUUUGUAGCUGGCGACGCAGUGUUAUGGCUUGACAGACUCCAUCGCAAAUAUGGCGAAGUUGUUCGUGUCGAACCAGACCGCUUGAGUUAUAUUGCCCCUCAGGCAUGGAAGGACAUAUAUGGGCAUGCGACAGCGACUCGCAAAGCUAAUUCAAAAGAGAACAAGAAUAGCAAAAACCUCUUUUCGAACGACAGCUACUCCAUCUCAUCUGCUCAUGGUCCAGAGCACCAAAGGCUGCGAAAAAUAUUUAGCAAUGCAUUCAGCGAUCGUGCCAUCACCAAGCAGGAGCCUAUGCUCACACUUUAUGCCAGGCAAAUGGUCAAUCUCGUCCACAGGAAGAUAGCCGAUGCUGGAUCUUCUGAUGACAGUGUCGUUCUUGAUGCUGUGUCGCUGUUCAACUUUGCCACCUUUGAUAUCAUGGCGGACCUAGCAUUUGGCGAGUCGCUAGGGUGUCUUGAGAAUGGCGGGUCCAAUUCUUGGGUUGACGCGGUGCAGGUGAACUUCAAAUCUAUGAUCAUUAAGUCGAAACUCCGUCAACACCCUGUUCUCUCAUAUGUCUGGAAUACAUUUCAGCCAAAAGCAGACAAAAAGGCUGCCGCCAUUCAUGUUCAAGAAUCCCACGAUCGUGUUACCAAGAGGCUGGAAAAGGGACCAAACGCGAGAGAUGACAUCUGGGGACUUGUUCUUAGAGCCGAAGGGCCUAACGCGCUGACGCGCACGGAAAUGAACAAUAACGCCAACAACUUCAUGAUAGUGGGCACAGAGACGUCAGCAACGGCUCUAAGCGCGCUCACAUAUCUCCUGCUACGGAACCCAGAUAAGCUUCAACGUCUAUUAAAAGAAGUUAGAUCGGUUGGAGGUAGGAGACAAAUCAACAACGAGACUGUGAGAGGAAUGCCAUACCUUCAGGCUUGCCUCUCUGAAUGCCUAAGAUUACACCCACCCGUCCCGACCGGAGGAUUGCGAGUAAUUGGCCAAGGGGGCAACACGGUUUUGGGCCAUCACCUCCCUGAAGAUACCAAAAUGUCAAUUGCGACUUGGACUGCCUUUCGUAUUCCCAUGUUUUGGAAAAACGGCGACAUGUUUGUUCCUGAACGAUGGAUCCCGGGAGAGCCUGGCUACGAAGAAUAUCACGCGCACGACAGACAUGGUGUUUUUCAGGCUUUUGGAACUGGCCCUCGCGCAUGCAUCGGCAAGAAUCUUGCACAUCAGGAAAUGCGACUUCUCUACGCCAACUUUUUAUCGAACUUUGACAUAGAGUUAUGUCCAGAAAGUCAUAGGUGGAUGGAAGAUCAGAAGUGUUGGACUCUUUGGUUCAAAGAACGCUUGCCAAUUAAAGUAUCGUCCAGAAUGUCAGACGAUGCCAGCUAA